Molecule: messenger RNA, 1524 nt
Organism: Talaromyces marneffei
Lineage: Eukaryota; Fungi; Ascomycota; Eurotiomycetes; Eurotiales; Trichocomaceae
Exons: 3
Coding region: 1-1524 (507 amino acids)
Biological process (GO): cell surface receptor signaling pathway
Cellular component (GO): membrane
Molecular function (GO): transmembrane signaling receptor activity
Source: RefSeq, a predicted model, not a curated record
AUGACAAGUCUAUCGGGCUUAUGCCCCCCACCUUUUAUACAAGAGAGUCUCUACGCGAAUUCAACAGGAUACAUCCCCGGCCGAUUUUGUGAACCUGUUACCGAACAACUCUCGUGCUGUCUACCAUGCCCUCUAGCAGAUUGGAGAUAUCCUAAUGGAGUCGACUCUAAGAUCACCGCAGUCGGAUGGCUCGCUGUUGCGCUACUUCCAUUAACAAUCUUUCUCUUCGUCAGCUAUGCUGUUCUCCCCGUCAAAUUCACGAAUCGAAACUACAUCACCGUCUGUUUCACCUUGUCCUGUGUCUGCCUCCAGAUUCCCUUUAUCAUCCCGCUGGGAACCAAGCCACAACAAUGCAAUGAUCCUAUUACGCCGAAUGAUAUGAACACGGACUGGUCUUGUGCGUUUACAGGUGCUAUCUUGUUGUUCGGCGGUAUCGCUUGUGUUACAUGGAGUCUGUUGCGAACAAUCGCUCUUCACCUCCAGGUCUGUUGGGAGGUGGUUAUCGGUCCUGUUUUCAUGUGGAUCUCCUUCGCGGUGGGAUUAGGUGUGCCUGUGCUUAUCCUCACCUUGAUGUUGGUCUUUACCGGAGUCUCCUAUCGAUUCGGCGGCGUAUGCCACAUCAACAGCAAGAAUAGUCUGCACGAUUACUGGCUUCCGGCCUUGGUAUUUGGUGGAAUGGGACUUGUUCUCCAAUUUGUGACUAUGGGAUACUGCAUUCACGUGUAUAUAAGGGCGCUUUUCGACCCGGCAGAUCCUACAAGCACCUCCAACUCGGGGUUGCCAUCCUAUGCGUCCAGUUCGCGCACAGCUACCGCUCGACAAGCAUACAAGCGCGUGCAGCGAGUGCUCAAACUACAGUGGCGAUCGAUGGCUCUCGUUAUGGUCAUUCUCGCUAAUGUCAUCUACUUGUCCGUCACAUUCUUGCAACUUGAUAGCGAUCUGACUCUCAAUGCCGCCAACCUCGCGAAAGCACAACCGUGGUUGACCUGCCUGGCGACACUCCGAGAUCCUACUAAAUGUGCAUCAGAAGCCUCCGCACUCGGACUUACUGAAGCCGCAUUAGAUGCAGCUUUGGUACUGCUCUGUAUAGCUAGUUUCUGGAACUUCAUCUUCACCGUACGCAUGAAUAUGUUCCAAGGGUGGCUUGAGUUCUGGCAAGGACUCUUUGCCAAGAAUGUCGAAUUCGUCUCAGUCGACGCACGUUCUCGCUUCGGAGAUAAUCGCAACUAUGAGAUGCUCAGCCACCAGAACACAACCAAGACACCUGAGCCGACACCAUUUGAGGUGCGUUCGCCUACUCCUGCGUAUAUGCAUGGUCGUUCAGAUGAGGAUGAUGUCGAUGGAAAGGACAUUGAACUCAGCAAUCACUCGCGGCAAGCCAGUUAUACUCGUCCUACAAUGAGUUUUUCGACACCGCGUCCUCCAACCGCACAGAGGAACCCUACCAACUACACUUGGGAUGCUACUAGCACUUUUGCACGAUCGAAUUCUCAGAUGAGCAAUCAUAACCCUCGAUAUAAAUAA